UGACCUAAAAAGAUGAUUAAAGGUGAUGAAAGAGAAAAGGUCAACACUUUUCUUUUAAUCAGCAAAGUUUUUCACCUUCACUUUCAUCUUCAUCUUAUUGAUUAGUUUGUUUACUUUGGUUGUUUCCAAACGAGACACCCUUUACUUUUCAGUCUCUUUCGCUUCUCUCUGUCUACUUUCUUUAUUAAUAGUUGGUGGACCUUCAACUUUUCUCAUCAUUUUCUGAUUCUCUCUCAAUCUUAGUGUUUCAUUUUCUUUGUUCAGUAAUUAAUCAUGUCUGGUGUUACUCAAGUUUCUUCAUCAAAAUCUUUCAAUGGAUUCCAAAAGGUGUUCAGUCACCAAAGUGAUGAAUUAAAAUGUGAGAUGAAAUUUUCCAUCUACGUCCCACCCGGUGCAUCGGAGAGCAACAAGUGUCCAGUUCUCUAUUGGUUAUCAGGGUUAACCUGUACUGAGCAAAAUUUCAUUGUGAAAUCGGGAUUCCAACGUUAUGCCUCGGAGCAUAAUCUUAUCGUCGUUGGGCCUGACACUUCACCUCGAGGCGCCGGUGUUGAGGGUGAGGAUGAUGAUUGGAAGUUGGGAACUGGUGCCGGUUUCUAUGUGGAUGCUACUCAACCCAAAUGGGCCAAAAAUUACCGAAUGUUUUCCUACGUUACCAAGGAAUUGAUCAAAGUGGUUGAAGAUAAUUUCAAUUUUGUUCUACCUGGUGUUAGAGCGAUUAGUGGCCAUUCAAUGGGUGGACAUGGUGCUCUUGUUUGUUCACUUCGAUCUCCUGGUUUAUACAAAUCGGUUUCAGCUUUUGCUCCAAUUGGCUCGGCCAUGAACACACCGGUGGGAAUCAGAUGUCUCACUGAAUAUCUUGGCCCUGAUCCUGAAACUUGGAAAGACUAUGAUGCCAGUCAACUGAUCGCUAAAUAUAAUGGACCUCCCAUCAAUCUAAUUGUUGAACAGGGAAGCGCUGAUGAAUUUAGUGCUCAAGGUGAAAUUUUGAUCGAGAAAUUAACUGAUGCCUGUAAAGAAGCCUCAUUUCCAAUUGAUUAUCGUUUCCGAGAUGGUUAUGAUCAUGGUUAUUACUUUGUUUCAACCUUCAUUGGUGAUCAUAUCAAGCACCAUGCAACCAUCUUGAGAUCUUAAUUGUUCUCAACAAUUAAAACCUUUUGCUGAACAUCAAUGAUUAAUAUCAAAUUGUAUUUGAUUCUUUUUAUCAUUUUUCUCCUGGGGAAAAUAAAUUAACUUUCUUUGGAUAAAA
This is a messenger RNA of Panonychus citri (citrus red mite), 1246 nucleotides long. RefSeq names its product S-formylglutathione hydrolase-like. Gene Ontology annotation, biological process: formaldehyde catabolic process. Gene Ontology annotation, molecular function: S-formylglutathione hydrolase activity. The transcript has 3 exons. NCBI's taxonomy places the organism in Eukaryota, Metazoa, Arthropoda, Arachnida, Trombidiformes, Tetranychidae. Bases 274 to 1131 code for a protein of 285 amino acids. The record is from RefSeq and is a predicted model, not a curated record. Gene Ontology annotation, cellular component: cytosol.